Molecule: messenger RNA, 3184 nt
Organism: Lymnaea stagnalis (great pond snail)
Lineage: Eukaryota; Metazoa; Mollusca; Gastropoda; Lymnaeidae
Source: the annotation of a GenBank genome assembly
AUUGUAAACAUCAAGUUCUCAAUGAAAGCCCUUUACUGUUAUAGUUUAAGCAGACGUAUAGAUCUUUACUGAAAGGCAUGCAGAGUUUGACUUUAAUUGAAUAUUAAGUUAAAAAAUAACGAGUAUAGACAUAUUCUAACUGAACUUUAUUAAUUUUUUUUUUAAAUUCUAGCUUAAUUAUUAUUAUUUUUUAAUUUUUAAAUAUAAUUUUCAUUCUUAAUUGAUUUUUGAAUUCUUUGUAACAAAUUCAUCAAAGUAGGUGUCUAAGACUAAGAUAUCAUUCAUUAAUGUCAAACUUUGUUAGUGUUAGUUUUACUUUAUUUUGACUGUGCAUCUAGCAGCCACUGCAAGAUCUUUGAAUUAGUAUUAGGUCUAACUUUUUUUUUAAUGAAUGAAUGAUUAUGAUACACUGAGUGACAACACUGGCGGCGUAGACUACCAGUAUAGCAUUUAUUUAAAUAUGCUUUUCAAAAGUUUUUAUCAAUCGUCCAAGCCAAACUCCCUCAUUGUCAUCUUUCAAUCUUUGGGAUCCUUGAAGUUAUAUAUAUAUAUAUUUCUUAAAAGCCUGGUCACUAAUCUAGUCCUAGUCACUGUUUGGUAACGGGCCAGGCUGAGUGGCGCUGUUUUUUUUGUAGAAGAAGCCUCACUAGGGUCAGGCUAGAAGCUAAAUAUCUUGGCCUUAGCCUUUCUCUAGUCUUUAGCUCUAAGAAUAGAAAGACUAGGAAUGAAAAGUCCUACCUAAGACAUCAAGUAAUCAUGGAAUUAAAAAUGUUUUAGUUAUCCAAAAUAGAUUUGUAAAAAAUAAUGUAGGCUCCUCAACUCAAGUCCUCAAGUUAUGACCUGACGUCAAAAGAAAAGCAUAAGGCAAGGGAUUAUUUAACCAAGACUAAGUGACACAAAUGCUCACACCCCCACGCCCCCCACUCCCCUACAAAAAAAGAAAAAGGUGCCAUGAGUUUAGCUCAUACAAUUAUUGGCUAUGCAAUUUAAAAUUAUUUAUUAUAAAAACCAUUUGAAAAUUUCUUAAUGUAAAUCACAUGCUAUAUUUAAAACGACAGAGUAAAAAGAAAACAAUCAGUGAGACUGAGAGAUACCUAUAGAUUUGGUUUAUAAUAAUAAUAUUAAUGGGUCUAUUCUUAGUAACUAAAUUGUGUAACUUACUUAUGCUAUUUAACACGACAUGGGCAUACGAAUCCUACAAGUGUUUUCCAUUUAUCUCUGUCCUGUGCUUUCCUUUCUAGUUGGUUCCAGGUGUACCCCAUCCUUUGUGUGUUUGCAUCUAGCUCUUCAUGACAUAAGCAAAAUGCAUAUCUUUUAUUUGCUAUCAAAUAUUAUAAUAUAUUAUUUGAACGAGAAAAAUCACCAAUCUUUAAGUUUGAUGUCAACUUAAAAUCUGAAUUGUUUUGAGCACUAAUCAAAAUUAUGUCAUGAUAUUUUUCAGGCAUGACACUGACAUAGUAUAGUCGAACUGGCUAUUUUUCCUCGAGACAUGAAGGCCACAUGGACAUCUGCACAAUAUUUAGCAUCAAAUGACAAAUCUAAAUCUUUUAUAAGUACGAAGCCCACUUUUACUGAAAACACAUACUAUUAUUCUUGUUCACAUGUAGAUUAUAAUCUACCAUUUUUUUUAUUUGUAAUGUUACAAAACUUGCACUGGAAGUCAGAGACUUAAAAAGGGCUUAAAUUUUACUAGCAACCUGAUUAGGCUCAAAAGGGAAAAGUUAUUACUUUUCUUAUCUUAUUAUCUGGUAUUCAUACAUUAAACGAGGGUUGCAAGGUCUGCUUUAGCUUAGCAUUGGCUCCAUUACUGCCAUUUAUCAUUGUUCUAUAGAGAGCGUACAGGUCUUAAUAUAUAUAUAUGUAUAUACAGGGGUAAUAAUAUUAUAUUUAUAUAUAUGGUUAUUAAGAUAUCUCCCAUACUUCUAGUGUUAGAAAGCAAACAUUUUCUUGAACUGAUAAUAAAAAAAUGUGUUUUAUGAAAUGUUUUUAUAGUACAUAAUCCACACUUUUUUUUCCCCAUGUCUAGGUUAAAUUCAAAAGUUAAGAAGUGAGGAGCAGCUAGUCUGAACAAACUGCUGAUCAGAAUGUAAAACAUAAGUUUUACAUGAUAUUCAUUAUACUAUGAUAAACAUUUUAUUUUUAGCAUUAUCAAAGCAUCAUGAUCAAUGAAAAAGAUGCUGAUUGCAGUGAACCCAACAAAGAGCGAAAAUUUUCAGCUCGCUUGGCAAAGAAGAGGAAAAAUAAAUUACAGCAUUCGGUGACAAAUGAUUUAAAUUCAAACCAGGCCACUAUCUUGAAACCUGAGAUUAAUGAUAAAAAAGAGGACCAUGAAAAAGUUAAUGAUUCCAAAUUUUUUCUUGAUUGCCUUGAGCUCAAGCCUGUCAAUGAUGAGGCAAUAACUAGUUGUGAACAAACUGACAGUCAAGACUCUGAAGAACCUAUAAAAUGCUCUGUUCCCAAAAAGGUUAAAGAUCAAAGCAAAAGCUCUGACUCCUACCAAACAAAACCCAUAAAAGUGCGUAAAAAGUUAAAAAGUAUUUCCAAGCUCAGCAAGAAACCCAGAAGUUCAAAAAAAAAAAAAAUUUCAGAAAGUGAAAUUGAGGAUGUUAGUGACGUCAAAAUUGAAGAUAAUAAAUUUCCAGAAACUGCUGUUGAAUCAGGUGAAGCCCCUUGUGUUGUCAGUGAAAAUGUUAAUGGUGAAAAAUGCUCAAAGCCUGAACCUUGUCAUAAUUCCGAAGCUAAGGAAAACAUAAGUGUUCCAUCUGCCAUAGAAAGAAUAAAAAGCCGCAAACAAACAGGAACUGAAAUAAAAUCAGAUGAGACAAGCCAACAAAUAUAUAUUUUUCGUGAUCUUAACAAAAAGGUUUCAGUUGACGGUAGAGUUGCAUCACAAGAUGACCAAGGAACAAAUGACUUAUUUGCAGCUGUGGAUUUAAACAGACAUGGUAAGAAGAGACGAUACGAUAAGUUGAUGAAAAAACUGGAGGACGGCGAAAAGACAAUUGAGUCCAAUAUGAAGGAAGUUAAGCUCCUUGAAGAUGAUGAAAUAGAAAAGGAGGAUAUUGACCAUUGUGUUGAAAAACUUAAAGAAAAGCUGAGAGUAAGGGAGAAAAAGAAGUACGAGUAUCUGAUCAACUACAUGCGAGAUCAGUGGAAAGUAGAGAAGAGCUUCCAGGAUCUUUUA